Molecule: messenger RNA, 3473 nt
Organism: Caenorhabditis auriculariae
Lineage: Eukaryota; Metazoa; Nematoda; Chromadorea; Rhabditida; Rhabditidae
Source: the annotation of a GenBank genome assembly
AUGGGGUCAGUCUUUUUUCUCUUUUUGCGGAUUUCUGAGAACUUUGUACAAUAUUUACACAAUAUUGGUUAAAAAAAUGAUGUUUUCUAGAUUUUUUUCUGGAGUUUAGAUUGCCCAAAAAAACUCCAAUCACCACUGCCAGAACUUUCCCAGCCAAUGCUACUAAAUUGACGAGUAUUCCCCAGGGUUUCAAUUGUAAUUACACGGUAGUUAUCAUUUUUAACAUAAAAAAAUAUAAUUUUUUUCAGAUAUCGAUUCCAGUUGGUUUUAUCGUUAAAGUUAAUAUCAAAGCGACAUUGAGCAGUAAAGACAAUGUUUUUCAUAACAGACUCGUUUAAGAAUAAUGUCAAGUUAGUUUUUUUUUUAAACCAUGGUCGCACGUGGAAUGGUUGACAGCAGACAUUUUGCUUUAAAAUGCGCCCGACUUGAAACGGUUCGCCAACCACGACUCUUUGAACCAUUUCACAGCUUUUUUCCAUCAGUUUUGGUUGGAGAAUUUAACCGUAUAUUCUCAUCAAUAACCAUUUUGUAAGGUGAGGCUGAUCCCUCUGAUCUCCUUCUUUGUUCCUUUUCCGAUGAAGACAGUUCCAACGAAGAAUUUAUCUCAAACUUGGGUAUUUAAACCAUAUAAACAAAAUAGAACGAAACAAAAUAUAAAUUACGACAAUAGAUAUAAAAUCGUGAAAAAGGAGAAAUGAAAAGUGGCAACGGGGAAGAGACCGAAAACUGCGGGCGACUGAACGCUGCGGACGGCGUUGCACAGUUCUGAGUCAGCGCGUCUAGAGUGGUACGGGUUGCGGCUGGCCAGAGGAGGGACCCCCAAAAGAAUUGAAACAGGCCAGAGACGUCGAGGGAAGGCCCUUUUCCUCUUUGGAGAGUGAAACCAGUCUCGUUAAUAACGGACGGUCUUUUGGCUCCUUGAGGGGACCUUUAUCCUCUUGUUCGACGUCUUUGGUCUGUUUAUAUGAUUGGUUGUGAUUUGAUUCACAACAUUUUGUUGAAGAUUACCAUUCACAUUUUUUGAUCAUUUACAAAGUUCCAUCACGAAAACUAAAAUAUUUUUAUAUACUUUGAAGCAUAGUCUAAUGUUCUAAGCCAAAAAAAGAUGAAUUUCAGAGUUGGGAUCGUCAAUAUAGAUACUGGAGCCGAGUACAACUACGGGCCUACUAGUGGAAGCCUGGCUAUUGUUACGACCACAAACAUGAGCCAACUUCUCAUCGAUCUCAAGUUUAUUAACGGUAAGCUCUUUUCAAAAUUUUCCAAAAAUUAUAAAAAUAGUAUUUUUGAAAGUUUAAAAUGGCAGUGACAAGUCAGAGAUUUCCUAAUUUUUGAACUUCACGAUGCAAUCGCAAGUUUGAAUUCUACAAUAUCAGCUAAUAUUUUUUUAAACGAAGAAAAAAAGUUUAUAAAAAAAUGUAGGGGAUACAUUUGAAAAAAACUAUAAUUUUUUUUAGAAUUUUUCUAUCUAGAGAUUAGUCUCCGAUUACUCUUUUAGGCUAAUAAUGUAUAAAAGCAACAAUUAAACAAAAAAAAAGCGGAUAAUUUUUAAAAAACAUAAUCGAACCUUCAAAAUCGCUUUAAAACAAUGUGACGAACUUCUGCUCAAUUCUGAAGUUGUAAAUGAUUAAUUUUUUCAGUUGCUGCCACUUACACGCCAAGAAACUUCAAUACCGGCCAGCCAGCUUCUCUUCAAGGGGCACGAGUCUCAGCCCUCGUCUUUGCUGCAAGCACGCCAAAUGAGAAAGUUUGUUUUUUUAAAGAAAGAAGAAAAAAAUUUCAGAAAAAAAUUUUUUUAAAAAACCGAGAGCAAGGCACAGAAAUAACGCCAAUGCACACUUGUUGACAUUUUCGUGAUGUCUCUCAAAUUAAAAAAACAUUAAUGUCGAGUAAAUUCAAAAAAAAAAAAACGAUUUUCAGGUAUUUUUAACAACUUGCUUCAAUUAUUCGAACCCACAAAAUGAUCCAGUUCCUUGGUUCACCUUUGUUUAUGACGGGAAAAACACGAAUGCGCCACUUAUUGGAACGUUAGAUAAUUAAUCAAAUGAUUAAAAUAUAAAUAAUAUUUUCAGACUGAACAAAGGAAUCAAAUCGAGUGGUCAAUAUUUGACAAUUGUAAAUCCUUAUCAGAGUACUAUGAGCGACUCCUACUUGAUCGCCAAUGAUUUGUCAAGUGAGUAUAUUAUCGUUCCAGGACCCUUUUUUCAUGGCUCAAGCUAUAAAGAAUAUUUUCAAACUUGCGUGCUUUGAAACAAAAAUCUAAGACAAGUUUCAGAACUUUCACAAUUCGACAUUUACUCUUGUUGGUCACUGGGUAAACAGUUCCAAUACUCUUUUUCCCUCACUGCGACCAAAAAGAAUGCCUACACAUUCUUGGCUAUGUACAAUGAUGAGAUCUACAUCAACAAGCUGGCUUUCGGCCAGGUUUUCUAUAAAAACAUUACCUACAAAUUGAAAAAAAUAAUUAUAGAACAGUAUUGGAAGUGCUUCUUUCAGUCCGUUGAGUCCGACUACUUCGACAAAUGCGAUGCUCACUUACAGGUUUCUAAAAUAUUUCAAGAAACCAUGUUUUUUCAAUUCAGGAAAAACACUACAAAUUGCCUUCCUCAGCUCAUUCCAGCCACUAUGACCACAUUGGUCCUUCAGCAAGACAAUAUCAACCUCAACAUAUCUCUGGACCGAGGUGAAGAGGAAUAAUAUAUAAGAAUAAUAUUCAAUAUAUCCGUCUGAUCAUUUUCUUUCUUUUUCGCUCGGAGAUGAAGAAUGAAAGGGUGCAGAAAGGACGGGCGGUUUCGGAUAGCAUUUAGAAUGACCUCAAGUGCUGCGGCUUAAGCUUGAAGCUCGUAAGCGCGCAAGUCGUUUUGUGGUCGGGUGCACCUUGUAGAAACCGUUAGCGUUGAACCAUUCUCACUGUGUCUAGCAUUGUUCAAGUCACGGAUUCAGGAGAUUAUAACCAGCCGUUUGUUGGCCGAUGCGGCUACCUUUACUCGCCCAGCGAGUGGGAUGGCCGUCAGAAAGCUGGAUUCAGCUUUUACCUGGGUAAGUUCAGUAAACCUGUUUUUUUUAAGCCAUCUCAAAAUAUUCCAGACGAUUCUUCCGUUCAAUACACUUUCCAAACAGCUGUACAAGAGCUCAAAUUGACUGCACCAGGAGAAAAUCUACAGAUUUGGUCAAGAACAACCAGUGCUACCGUUCCUUCGAAUUUGACGUCGGUUUUUUCUUUUUUCUCCGGCGUAGUGGUUAAAUUUCAGUUAUAUAAAUACCCUCAACAAUCAGCCAUUGGAAACGCUCGUAGGAAACACGCUGAAUGUCGUUUUCAAUUCGAAUACGGCAACCUCAAUGACAAAAGUCUACUUCAAUGUUCAAAAAUCUUCAUUUUCCGCAACUUUCGGAGGUCAGUACUAUACUUAAUUUAUAUACUUUUCGAUUCAGGUUUCUUCUUGGCGUUGGUUUGUGCGAUGAAGGUCUUCAUCUAA